Entrophospora candida is the source of this 1934-nucleotide messenger RNA. Lineage: Eukaryota; Fungi; Glomeromycota; Glomeromycetes; Entrophosporales; Entrophosporaceae. The record is from the annotation of a GenBank genome assembly.
GUGAAAACUAUGAGCUUCGUGCUGAUCUAAAUAGUGAAUAUCGAGAUCGUCGUAAAGAUGCAAUUAAAAAAGUGAUUGCUAAUAUGACAGUUGGAAAAGAUGUUUCAGGAUUAUUUCCUGAUGUUUUAAAAAACAUGCAAACAGAAGACUUAGAACAAAAAAAACUGGUAUAUUUAUAUUUGAUGAAUUAUGCAAAGACUCAACCUGAGUUGGUCAUUUUGGCUGUCAAUACUUUUGAUACAGAUGAUAGUAAUCCAUUAAUUCGUGCAUUGGCUAUUAGAACAAUAGGAUGUAUUCGAGUAGAAAAGAUUAUUGAUUAUCUUUGUGAACCAUUGAGAAAAUGUUUAAAGGAUGAUGAUCCUUAUGUUCGAAAAACUGCUGCAAUUUGUGUUGCUAAAUUAUAUGAUUUAAGCUCUGAAUUAGCUAUAGAAAAUGGAUUUGUUGCCAUGUUACAAGAUAUGGUAUCAGAUUCAAAUCCAAUGGUUGUAGCUAAUGCUAUAACCGCUCUUGGUGAAAUAAACGAAGCAUCAACUACAAAAAACAUAUUUGUCAUUAAUACAUCAACGCUUUCAAAAUUAUUAGUAGCCUUAAACGAGUGCACAGAAUGGGGUAGAAUUGCCAUAUUAACAGCAUUAGCAGACUUUAAACCAACCGAUAGUAAAGAAGCCGAACAUAUAGUUGAACGUGUUAUUCCGCAAUUUCAACAUGCUAAUGGAAGUGUAGUAUUAUCAGCAAUUAAGAAAAAUCAUAUUAUAGUCACAUUGUUAGCUUCGCCACCAGAAGUACAAUACGUUGCAUUAAGAAAUAUAAAUCUUAUUUUACAAAAACAACCCGAUAUCUUGCAAAAUGAAAUUAGGGUUUUCUUCUGUAAAUAUAAUGAUCCACCUUACGUAAAAUUGGAAAAAUUGGAAAUUAUAAUAAAACUGGCCAGUGAAAAAAAUGUUGAUCAAUUGUUAUCAGAAUUAAAGGAAUAUGCUUCUGAAGUUGAUGUUGAUUUUGUAAGAAAAUCUGUUAGAGCCAUUGGACAGUGUGCAAUAAAAAUUGAUGAGGCAUCUGAAAGAUGCAUUAAUGUUUUAUUGGAUUUAAUAAACACAAGAGUAAAUUAUGUGGUUCAAGAAGCUAUAGUAGUUAUUAAAGACAUAUUUCGAAAAUAUCCACAUAAAUAUGAAGGAAUUAUCCCAACAUUAUGUCAAAAUCUAGAUGCAUUAGAUGAACCUGAAGCAAAAGCUUCACUUAUUUGGAUUGUUGGAGAAUAUGCUGAAAGAAUAGAAAAUGCUGGUGAUUUAAUCCUUACAUUUUUGGAUACUUUUCGUGAUGAAAGUCCCCAGGUGCAAUUACAACUAGUUACUUCAACAGUUAAAUUAUUUCUAAAAAAACCACAAACUACUCAAAAUAUAGUACAUAAAUUACUGCAAAUUGCAACUACAGAAUGUGAAAAUCCUGAUAUUAGAGAUCGUGCGUUUGUUUAUUGGAGGUUACUUUCAACUGAUCCACAAGCUGCGAAGACUGUAGUUUUAUCAGAUAAACCAGUAAUAUCUGUAGAAAGUAAUUCAAUGUCAGGAGCUCUUCUGGAUGAAUUAAUUGGUAAUAUCUCUUCAUUGGCGAGUGUAUAUCAUAAACCUCCAGAAACAUUUCUUGGAAAGGGUAGAUUUGGUGCUGAUGCUGUUCAAAGAAGAGCUAUUGAGGAACAACAAGAAGCUUCAAGAGAAUCACCCAUUCAAGCGCAAGUUAAAGCUAACAUUGAAAACUUAUUGGAUCUUGAUUUCAAUGAUAGUCCUACCACUACUACUGCUAAUGUUGAUGAUUUAUUAGGGUUAUUUGAUGACGAUAGUUUCUCUAUAAGUAAAACAGCAACAUCUCAAUUGACAUCAUCAUCAAAUCAAAAUAAUCCUACUGGUAAUAAUAUAUCAAAUGAUUUGGUUAAUUUAUUUUGA